CAUAAAUAAUGGAUUGUCAGCCAACCACAAUACGAUUGAUGGAAAAAGGACCCAAUUGCAAAAAUCAAAUAAGUUGGCAGACUCGAUGUAUAAAAGCAAAGUGGGCUAGCCAACAAGACCUGAACCUACGUUGUCGAGGACAGCAUCCAUGAACGAUGUCUACAAGCUCCACUCCCUCGUCAUCAAGACCGGCCUCCAGGACGACUCCGCCACCCUCCGCCGCCUCCUGCUAUCAUGCGCCGCCUCGGCCCCGGAGAGCUUGCCCCACGCCCGCUCCCUCUUCGCCGGCAUCUCCUCUCCCGACACCGUCGCUUACAACACCAUCAUCAGAUGUCACGCCCGGUCUUCCCCUCCCCACUCCCUCUCCUUCUUCGCCCAGAUGCUCUGCCGCGGCGUGUCGCCCGAUAACUUCACCUUCCCUUUCGUCCUCAAGGCCUGCUCUCGCCUCCGGGAGAUGGGCCACGGCCUUCACGCCCUGAUCGCGAAGCUCGGGCUCGGCUCCGACGUCUAUGUCCAGAACGCGCUGAUCAGCGCGUACGGGUGUGCUGGUGCGGUGGAGUCGGCGCGGAAGGUGUUUGACGAAAUGCCUGAGCGAGACUUGGUGUCUUGGUCGUCCUUGAUUGGGUGUUACGCGAAUAAUGGAUUUGGGUACGAUGCCUUGGCUUGUUUUCGGGAAAUGCAGCUGGUAGAGAGUUUUGAACCGGAUAAGGUAACUAUGCUCAGUGUGAUCUCGGCAGUUUCCAGCUUAGGGGCUUUGGAAUUGGGGAGGUGGGUCGAGUGUUAUGUUCGGAGAAGUGGCUUGAGUUGGAAGAUUUCUGUUGGGACUGCUUUGAUAGACAUGUACUCCAGGUGCGGGUCGGUCGAUGAAUCGAUGAGGGUGUUCCACAAAAUGCCCGAGAGAAAUGUGUUGACUUGGACAGUGGCGAUCAAUGGGCUUGCGGUGCAUGGCCGCGGUGAUGAGGCCCUCAAAUUGUUCCAUGACAUGAAGGAAUCAGGAAUGCAGCCGGAUUCUAUAACGUUCUCCGCAGUUUUAGUGGCUUGCAGCCAUGCAGGACUUGUUGAAGAAGGCCAAGGAAUAUUUGAAAGCAUUAAGAAAGAUUAUGGCAUGGAACCGACGCUUGAGCAUUAUGGGUGUAUGGUUGACAUUUUUGGCCGAGCUGGGAUGGUUGACCAAGCAUAUGAAUUUGUUGAAAAGAUGCCAAUCAGGCCAAACUCAGUUGUCUGGAGAACUCUGCUUGGAGCCUGUGUGAAUCAUAACCAUCUUGGUUUAGCUGAAAAGGCGAGAGGAAGACUUCAUGAGCUGGAUCCUCAUCACGAUGGCGAUUAUGUCCUUCUGUCCAAUGCCUAUGGGGGAGUUGGUAAAUGGAACCGCAAAGCUCAGAUGAGGAUUUUAAUGAAAGAUAGGAGAAUUAGCAAAAGACCAGGUUAUAGUUUGAUCAAUGCAGACCAAGAGAUCCAUGAGUUUGUUUCAGGGGAAAAUUCUCAUCCAGAGUGGGAAAAUAUUAGGGACUUGUUAACUUCAAUAAUGGACAGAUUGAAGCUUCGAGGUUAUAUGCCACAAACGUCGAACGUGCUCCAUGAUAUUGAAGAGGAGGAGAAGGAGAGCAAUCUGAGUUAUCACAGCGAGAAGUUGGCAGUUGCUUUCGCCUUUCUGCAUUUUGAAAACGGGAGGACGAUUCGGGUCAUGAAGAACAUCCGAAUUUGUCACGAUUGCCAUUCUUUUAUGAAGCACGUGUCGGAUGUAUUCCAGAGAGAGAUUGUUGUUCGAGAUCAAAACCGUUUCCACCAUUUUAGUAAAGGGCGGUGCUCGUGCAGGGACUUCUGGUGAUGGAUGUAACUCACUGGCUGCAAGAUUGCGCUUAGACAGAGCAGAUGAGGCCAUGAAAGCAACAAACAUUGAUAGAGGUCAGUGGUCUAGGAUGUUCCUAACGAUGGGCAAUUAGCACUAUCUCGAGUAUUCUAUUAAGAGCCUUUCCGGUGAUCGAACACACAAGAGAGCUCGAAUGAGAUGCUCAGCUCGACAAUUGACAUGGUAUAAAGGUGAAAAUGAGAGUCAAGCAGUAAACGUGCGAUGGAGAAGAACACAAGUUCAACGGUGCUUGUUUCGCGAAGGACUUUAUUUUCAAGGAAACCAUUGUACAAGAAAGUCAUUUCCCUCUAAAGUGAUUGACUCUCUUGUUUGGUAGUGACAAGAAACGUAAUUGGGACAGAGAAAUUUGUAUUCUGCAUUUCUCAUCACUGCAAUCUACAAGUAUGUGGCUGUAUUUGUAGUCCAAUAAUUGAAUUAGAAAGA
This is a messenger RNA of Eucalyptus grandis, 2293 nucleotides long. Its product is annotated as pentatricopeptide repeat-containing protein At4g21065-like. Gene Ontology annotation, molecular function: RNA binding; zinc ion binding; protein binding. The transcript has a single exon. Bases 149 to 1828 code for a protein of 559 amino acids. The record is from RefSeq and is a predicted model, not a curated record. NCBI's taxonomy places the organism in Eukaryota, Viridiplantae, Streptophyta, Magnoliopsida, Myrtales, Myrtaceae. Gene Ontology annotation, biological process: RNA modification.